UACGUAAUUAUACACAAUCAUUGAAAAUCACAUGAAACAGGAGAUUAAUUUGGCAAUAAUGUUUGUUUAUUUGUGCAUUAUUGAUGGUUUUUAAUAGCCAAAGGUUGGGAGGAAUCGGCGGUCAUUAAUGAAAUCAAUCGAUCACACGGAUCAAGAUCACAUCCGGGCGAAGUGCGUCUGCGCGGUGGCGGCGGUGCGGUGGUGCGCAGAGUUAUUCCCAGAGCGUUCGGCGCGGCGGGCGUGCGGGCGGGGCGGGGUGCGCGGGAGCAGCGCUCAGUGUGUCGGCGCGCGCCGCCGCCGCCAUGGGCAAUCAACACUCCGCCGCACACAUUGCUAAGCCCAGGAAGAACGUGCACUGGAAGUCCGCAGGGCGACCAGCACCGCCUGGAAAACCGGAUAUCAUUCCUAUACUUACUGACGAUGAGCCGAAUGCCAUUACUCUACGGUGGGCGCCCGCAGCGCACGAUGGAGGCGCGCCGCUGCAGGGGUACCAGGUGGAGUGCAAUCGCCUGGGCUCGCCCGACUGGAUCCGCACUGCACCGCCGAUUGUUCUUCGACCUGAGCUCGUGCUUACGGGGCUGGAGCCUCCACAUCGCUACCAGUUCCGUGUGGCAGCCCUGAACGCUGUCGGCCGUUCAGAAUACAGCGAACUCUCCGACGUACUUACGGUUAGCUUCGAACGAGGCGCUCAGGAAGCGCCCGUCUUCCUCCAACAUCUCGACGAUAUUACUGCCCUUGAAAAUGAUAAAACUGAAUUCCGCGUGUCAUUUACCGGCGCGCCUACUCCUACUAUAGCCUGGUUUAAAGAUGACUAUGAAAUAUUCAGCAGCCGACGAACAGCUAUUACGACCGAUGAGUCUUCUAGCGUUUUGGUCUUUCACCAAACUCUGGCUAGUGACGAGGGUGAAAUCAAAUGCACGGCCACUAAUCGCGCUGGACACGCUGUUACCAAAGCGCGGCUGGCCCUCGAAGCCGCACCUAAACUACGCUAUCCGCGACAGUACGAAGACGGAUUACUCUACGAAAUAAACGAAACGGUUUUCUUAAAAACUACAAUCGUAGGAAAGCCAACGCCGAUAGUCGAAUGGCGACAUGAUGGUCAACCGAUAAUAGUAGACGACCGCGUAGAAAUUACGAAUACACCUAAAUAUUCUGUGCUAAAGAUUCACUCGGCGCGCAGAAGUGACCGAGGAGAAUAUCAAGUGCAUGCAAAGAAUAAUAUAGGCGAAGACACAGCCGCCUUCUUGGUAACGAUAACGGCGCCACCAGACCCACCUAAGCGCGUGUCGGUAACACGACAAGUAGACAAAUCUGUCACACUGGACUGGGAACCACCGGAAGACGACGGUGGUUGCCGCAUAGGAAAUUAUGUAGUCGAGUACUACCGCACGGGAUGGAACGUAUGGUUAAAAGCGACGACUAGUCGAAAGACAAACGUGACGCUCUUCGAUUUAAUCGAAGGGAGCGAGUACCGUUUUCGUGUGAAAGCCGAGAGUCCUUAUGGUAUGAGUGCACCGAGUGUAGAGUCGGCGGCUGUCAAAAUACCCGGACGCGCUGUGGACGUAGAAUUCCUGGCGAUAGAGUCACGGAUUAUCAAUGAAGUAUUAACGAAAGAGGAAGGCGAGGUGCCUCGGGUGUCGCCGGUGCCGCGCCGUAAACGUGCAAACACCGCACCGGAGGCGGCCCCGCCGUCCAGGAUGCCUCGUACUGAUUCCAAAGACCCAGCCGGUAGCAACGAAUUUAUGCUCGUAUUGUAUCCAGACAAGGACGAUAAAGCGGAAAAAAGGAAAUCCUUUCAACUGGACCUGGAAGACGCGCUGUCUCCGCCGCCGAUAUCACUGUCAGCCCCGGAAUUGAGCUCUCGCUGCAUAAUGCCAUUCAAGGCGCUCCGAAAUGCCGUCAGCUCUACGGAACUCCUCCACGAACGAGCAAUGGCCCGCUUCUACAAAGCUGUGCAAAUGAAGGAGGAACAAACAAAACAAAAAGAUGACAAACCCUCCAAAAUCGAUAUCAACACUGACAUUCCGUAUACUAGCCACGCGAAGACCUACGACGUUCCAGAAACGAAAAAACUCAUAGCAAUACAAUCGAUACCAAAAACACCAGAGAUUUUUAUCAAGACAGAUUCAAUCGAAGAUAGACACUACAAAUACAACUCGAGACAAGCUUCUCACGAUUCCGAAACUUCGGAAAACAGAUGGCAGCAAAAUAUGUCAUUUGAUGAAGAUUACACGGCCAGCACUGUUUCGACAGAUGGAGAGUAUUCAGAUGAGGAGGGAAGUUACAAUGGAGAGCUUGAUAGAAGAAGUCAAUAUUCAAAUGAAGAAGAUACCUAUAAUCCAAGAAAUAAAAUGGCACGCCAUUCACCUUCUUGCGUAGCAGAAGAAGUUGAAGAAGAAGAAUCCGAAAAAGAGAUUUUGAAACCCUUACCUCUCCCUGAUCCUAAUUUUGUUCCUAAACCAAUAUUAAAAAGAAGAGAAUUAGAUUUACCACCACAGACUAAACAGAUGCAACCAAAAAUUGAUAAAGGGAUGUCAAAUUCAAUAGAUGAAAAAUUUAAACCUGUAUUGAAACCCAAGAAAGAUGAAAAAAUGUCUAUGUUUAAGAAAUUUACAAAAAUGCCCGUACAGAAACCUUUUCAGUUUCCAAAGAUACUUUCUAAAAAGGAACCUGAAAAGCAAAAAGAGGAAGAAUCUCUUCCAAAUAACACAAAUAAAAUGCCUAAUAAAACAGAGAAUAUUCGAGAUAAAGUAAGUGAUGAAGGUAGAACUGUUAUAGACUAUUACACUAAUAUAGUCAAGGAAUAUGGAAGUCAAAAGAAACCUACUACAACCCUUUACACUACAACUGAGGACCUUAAAACUGUAGCGGAAAUACAGGAAAAAACAGAAGUAGGAACAAAGGAUCCCAUGCCUGGCGGAAAGAAGGUAGUUAAACAGAAAAAAGCAAACAGUAAAAAAAUAACAAAAUCUAAGCAAUUAAAUUCAAUCGAUAAAACAAAUUCGAAGCAGAUUUCUGGUAGUGAAAGACCUAAAGUCGUAAAAAAAUUAAACUCUACGCCACACGCGCAAGAAAAGCCAGUCAGUUUACAAGACCGUAACAAGAAGUGUACCCAACAAAUAGUUCUUAAGAAAACCGAAAGAGCAACGAUCGUAAUACCAAUAGAUUACCAAGAGCUAGAACAAAAAGCUAAAGUAACUGUAAGAUCCGCCAUCGACUACACAGUGGACAUGUGUCUGUUACUCUUGGCGUUCUGGGUUUACUUUUUCAAAGAUGAACGGCUCGCUAUCCCCUUCCUCAUUCUCAUUAUCUACCGACAACUGCAAGAAACCUUCCUGAUGAACAUCCCCGACUGGGUCAGGCGCCACACUCCCAGCUGGAUCAAGAAAAAGAUUUCUUGACCGAUUCCAAAAGACAUAUCGUGCGAUAAUCUGAUUGAAUUGUGAACAUUGUAUGUUGAGUGAGAUGUGAUUUACUUACUUUAAUAUUUAAUAUAAACUUCUUUGUGUUUACGAA
Amyelois transitella is the source of this 3516-nucleotide messenger RNA. RefSeq lists its product as uncharacterized. The transcript has 3 exons. Gene Ontology annotation, molecular function: protein binding. The record is from RefSeq and is a predicted model, not a curated record. Lineage: Eukaryota; Metazoa; Arthropoda; Insecta; Lepidoptera; Pyralidae. Bases 303 to 3401 code for a protein of 1032 amino acids.